UAACUGGAGUCUCCGGCAGGUGGCGCUAACGCAGUUUUGAAUGACAGGGGAAACUGCCACUGAAGAAGAAAACAGCAGGCAUGGUGCGCCAGAAGUCGAGGUACUUACUGUGUGAGCUGAAUGUGUCGGACCGGAGCCGGCUGCUGCUGCUGGACGACCGGGCUGUCAGGGAGGCGGUGAGGGCCACGGUGGCCCGCAUACACGGAGACUACGGAGCAGCGCUGUGCAGCCUCCGGUUCUCCGUGAAAUAUCUGAACGCCCAUACUGGAAUAGUGUUCCUGCGGUGCCCCAAAAAUUGCUACAGACUCAUCUGGUCUGCACUGCCUUUUAUUACCAGUGUUGAAAAUCAAGGGCAGAAGGUGCCAUGUUUCCUGAACUGUCUGCAUGUGGGAGGAACAAUCAGAACAUGCCAGAAGUUUCUGAUCCGAUACAACACCCAGCAGCUCCAUCGAAUGCUCCCUCAGUGUAAAAGCGAAGAAGAGAAACUACAAGUUCGCAAAGCAAUACUGAACUGCUCCCUGAUUAAAAGAAAUGAAGGGGGAUUUGAAGAUGAAGCAGAGAGUGGAGAAGAUGAUGAAGAAUGAUUUCACUGUUUUCACGCCACAAGCAGUGGAAAAGCAGGAGCUAUUCAAUUCACUUUGGACAUAACCAGUUCUGUCACUCUAUAAUGUGGGACUCCUGGAAAAAAACAUGCAUACUAUUUGAAUUAAUCAAAUUCGAACUGUGUGGACACUUAUGGUUCACUGCAGCUGCUGAAUGCCUGUAGUGUGAAGAAAUUUGAGUCUGGAAGAGAGGGACUAUGAUUUUUGUAAAAUGAUCUAGGUGACAUGGGGCAGCAGGAUGCCAGGUGGUUACAGGGAAUGUCCUGGAACAGAGAUUACAGGUCCAAUCCCACAAUUAUGUCUUUAGUUAGACACAAGCAAGUAAGUUUAACAAGUAAGCUGCUCUGGAUAAGAGUGUCAGCCUAAUACCUAAAAUGUAAAUAUAUUCUGUAUCGUACAACAGGCCUUAAAACUGCAGAUGCAGAUUAUUUCUGAUAUACUGUUUAUUUUGUAUAUGCUGUAUUUUUUCAUUUGUUCUUAAAUUAAAGCAAUGUUUUUGAAGA
Molecule: messenger RNA, 1105 nt
Organism: Myripristis murdjan (pinecone soldierfish)
Lineage: Eukaryota; Metazoa; Chordata; Actinopteri; Holocentriformes; Holocentridae
Gene: pop5
Product: POP5 homolog, ribonuclease P/MRP subunit
Exons: 5
Coding region: 81-584 (167 amino acids)
Biological process (GO): tRNA 5'-leader removal
Cellular component (GO): ribonuclease P complex
Molecular function (GO): ribonuclease P RNA binding
Source: RefSeq, a predicted model, not a curated record